This is a messenger RNA of Aspergillus homomorphus CBS 101889, 1032 nucleotides long. RefSeq names its product SRR1 family protein. The record is from RefSeq and is a predicted model, not a curated record. The coding region runs from base 1 to 1032 and encodes 343 amino acids. NCBI's taxonomy places the organism in Eukaryota, Fungi, Ascomycota, Eurotiomycetes, Eurotiales, Aspergillaceae. The transcript is spliced from 2 exons.
AUGCCACACACGAACCGCAAAAAGAAACCCCCAAGCUCCAGCGCAAGCAAACGCACCCAAAUCACCGACGAAACCGGCUGGACGCACGUCACAACAACCGGCAACGCGCACCGAGCACGCCGCCAACACCACCCACCACAACCCUCCGAUACCCCUACCCCUCCACCCAAGAUCAACAACAACAGCAACAGCAACAGCAACAACACCAAAAACACGGAAAUCCCAAACCCAAACCCCCUCCUCCAACCCGCCGAAGCCCCCAAAUCACUGACCCUACCCGCCCUGCAAACGCAAUACCGCGCCCAUUUCGAGAAAUGGAUUGCUUCGGAGACGGCCGCGACGUUGAGGGGGACGGUUCGAAGGGAGGUAGCACAACAGCGUGAAGGACAACCAGAUACUACAUCCUCCUCGGGAUCAACAUUAUCACACAGACAGGGAACCCCAAGAAUCACAAAUAUAAUCUGCAUCGGCCUGGGUAGUCCGAGCGGAUUCCUCCGCGGAGGAUGGGUGGAUCGUCGGAGUGUCUCGCUGUAUCAGCUGUGCGCGCUGAUGAGUGUGGUUGAGUGUUUUGCCCCAAACACCACAGCCCAAGACGCCACCACAACGACCCCAACCCCCACACAAAAACCAGAACAAGAACAUGAACCAAUCCCCGGAAAAGCACCCCUUCCAAUCUACGCCCAAGACCCCGUCUUCAACGAGCUCGACCGCUCCCUCCUAACAACACUCGGAAUCACCGUCGUAGAGCACCCAACGGGAUUCGAGAAAGUGGAGGCCGGCGGAUCGCUCCUGUUCUGUCCGGGAGCAGAGAAGACGCAUCUCGAGUUGUUGCUGGCGCAGAAGCCGGCGUGCGUGGUGGGGGGACCCUUGGAGGAGACAAUGGAGUCUUCUUCUUCUGGGGACAUUGCUCGGUUUGUGACAGCCACCGAGUCGGUGCGGUUACCGAGGUUUGAGGAGAUGAAGGAGGCGUUUUGGGGGAUGAGGGUUUAUUAUCCCCGGACUGAUGAUCAUGAUCAUGGAGUUGAGGAGUGA